CUACUGUCAGACCUUGUCAGUUUGAUUUCCAUUUCCAUGAGUGAACGUUGUAUUUCAUUCCCAAGGAGUGAGUGAACAUUUUUGAUGAGAUAAUUGCGCCCGUUCGUCGGCCAAAAUUUUCGUGAAAAGUUCUAAACGAAAUUAACAAGUAAUCAAUCCUUAUUCGUAUUAAGUAGUCAGAUAUCGGGCGAACACGUUCGCGCGGAACUUGAGCAAAAUCACACUCAAAAAUCACUAGAAAUUAUAUCCACGAAAAUGAAUGCAGAUGAUUAUGAAACCCUUCCAACAGACAAUAUUGGAACUCAUAUGACCGCCGGGGCUAUUGCUGGUGUUAUGGAACAUUGCGUUAUGUACCCAUUGGAUUCUGUUAAAACAAGGAUGCAAUCCCUAGCAACAACAGGCUCAGAAGGUAUUAGUGAAACGUUUAUCAAAAUGGUGAGACAAGAGGGUAUGUUGAGGCCUAUAAGAGGCAUGGGAGCUAUGGUCUUUGGAGCAGGUCCUUCACACGCCUUAUACUUUAGUUCGUACGAAUAUCUGAAAGGGACAUUCACUGAAAUGGUUCCCAGUUCAAAAUACAAUACUCUAUGUUAUGGUGCUGCUGGUUGUUUAUCAACACUUUUACACGAUGGCGUAAUGAAUCCAGCAGAAGUUGUCAAACAGAGAAUGCAAAUGGUCAACUCUCCAUACAAAUCAAUACUAGCUUGUUUAACGGACGUCUACAGAUCGGAAGGCCCUAAAGCAUUUUACAGAUCAUAUACAACACAAUUAACAAUGAACAUACCAUUUCAGAGUAUACACUUUAUGAUUUACGAAUUUGCCCAAACUGUAACAAAUAAGGAUAGAGUUUACAGUCCUGCAGCGCACAUGGUCAGUGGCGCCCUAGCCGGCGCUGUAGCCUCAGCAGUAACUACACCAUUAGACGUUUGUAAAACUUUACUAAAUACACAACAGAACCUCAAGGCCCAGGGAUUAGUUCAAGCAAUGAAAUUGAUUUAUCAACUAAGAGGACCUGCUGGAUAUUUUAGAGGAAUGCAAGCCAGAAUAAUGUUCCAAAUGCCUGCGACAGCGAUUUGCUGGUCCACCUACGAGUUUUUUAAAUACAUACUACAGAAACAAGAAAUAAGGAUAGUGCCAUCGUCUACGAAUGUCCUGGCCGAGGACAGAGGCGAUGGGUUUGAAGGCUCGGACUCGGAUCCCACUAGUCCAACGCAUUAUGAAAAAAUCAACUUCAGAAGUAGGGAUAGCAGCCUUCCAAGGGAAUUGCCAGCCAUGUCUGGUGCUGGUCUGUACGGGUCAAUAUCGUUCAAUACAAUGCACAAAGCAGAUUAUCGACAGAAGGAUUCAUUGUUGGAUGUGGUUCAUACAUAGUUGUAAAUACUUCAUUUUCUUAUUUGACUACCAAUGGUUGGAGGCAUAUUUUAGAAAACAAAUCACCCCAUUUUAUGUCUCUUUUGUAGAUAUUAAAACGCAAUUUUACCAUUUGUAUUCUAUGACAUAGUCGAGACAUGAUUAAUUUAAGGUAACGCUAUACUAUCGAAUAGUGUGAAUCUUCGGUAAUUUUUAAAAUACCCAAAUAAGACAACGAUACCUGUCACUUAGUUAACCUUAUAAAUAUGACAAUAAUGUUUUUGUUUGCUGAUUGUUGUUAGGCGCAUUUUCCUUUAAAAAGUAGCGCGUUUGCACAUAAUUGCAAAAAAGAUAAGUGUAAAAUAUUUUUAUAUUUAAAAGAAAAGAUACGUAAAUUUCGGCAUAUUAAGAACAAAUAAAUGGUUUGUUCCAACAAGGCGUUGUACAGAUUCUUGCUUGUUGGAACAAUCCUCUAAGGGUAGCCGAUGAAGAUUAAUCAAACAUAUUUACUUUUAAAAAGUUCGCCAGGUUAUCCCAAAGGAAAAUUUUUAGCUUUAUGAUUAUUGUAGAAUAGAAUGCUUUCUCAUACUUGAGUUUUCAAAAGAAUGUGUCAAAUAUACCACAGAUUGGCCCAGUACCUUCAUUGCAAGCUUUCUGGUUCACCCUGUAAAUAUAUUAAAAUAUUUUUUUCCAUAUAGAACAAAUUAGUUUGCUAUAAUGGUAAUGGUAUAUUUUUGACUGAUUUUUUUUUCUAGUUAUUGUCAUUGUCCCAUAUUCCCUUACAUAAAAAUUUCGAAGAUUUGCGCUAAAUUUUGAUUUUUUUUUUGUAUUUUGUCACUCCGCAGUGGAUGUGACGUUUCUAAGCUGUGAUAAAGUCCUUAUCAACUGUUUUUUUGUAUGAUAUUGACUUCUUUCAGAUGGGGGUACUAUCAUAUUCCUUAUAACUGGCUUGUACGUAUACACGUUAAUGUUUAAUCAAAUUGUUGUAUGUUCCUAUAUGGUUACCCAAGGGAGUUAUUAUGUUUUAUUAAUAUCAAACUUAUUUAUUGUUAACAAAAACGAAUUACUUUUUAUUUGAAAUUUUUGGGAGAACUAUAAUGAGUAAAAUCCGUUAGGAAUUGGCAGUGUGUGUGUAUACGUUCCAUUUACAUCGUGAUAAGGGUUCUUGUCACUUUUAAAAAACAACCCGUUAAUUAAUUUUAUGAUUAAAAAUAGUGUCAUAGUUUCUGUUUUUCUUUUUGU
Messenger RNA from Ceutorhynchus assimilis (cabbage seed weevil), 2589 nucleotides. Lineage: Eukaryota; Metazoa; Arthropoda; Insecta; Coleoptera; Curculionidae. The record is from the annotation of a GenBank genome assembly.